Molecule: messenger RNA, 2293 nt
Organism: Schistosoma rodhaini
Lineage: Eukaryota; Metazoa; Platyhelminthes; Trematoda; Strigeidida; Schistosomatidae
Source: the annotation of a GenBank genome assembly
CAAAAAGAAGCUGGACCUUCACUGGAAGGAAAUCUGUCAGGAUUAACACAGACUGAAUGCUCACUGUCGCUUACACUGUUCAAGGUCGUGAAAAAGAAAGUGCGGUCACAUUUAAAGUUGGCCACUUGUUCCGUGGAUUUACCUAGAUGAUUUGGUUGUUGGUUUAGGAUUACAUAAUUAUCAUUUACAUGACGGAGCUUAAUGAGCUAUGAGUAAGGGAUUGGCUCCAAGUAAAAGUACUGUGUACAUAAGUAAUCUGCCAUUCAGCCUAACCAACAAUGAUAUUCACCAAAUAUUACAGCCGUAUGGUAAAGUGGUCAGGGUAACUGUGGUAAAAGAUAAAGAAAGUCGUAAAAGCAAAGGUGUUGCAUUCGUCUUAUUCUUAGAUAAAAAUGAUGCUUUCAACUGUGCAAAUAAAUUGAAUAAUAUGCAGAUGUUUGGUCGUACAUUGAAAGCAUCAAUCGCUCGAGAUAAUGGUCGAGCUGCUGAAUUUAUUCGUAGACGAGAAUAUCCUAAUAAAUCUCGAUGCUAUGAAUGCGGCUCUUUCGGACAUCUUAGUUAUAAAUGUGAGAAAAACUCAUUGGGUGAGCGUGAACAACCGGUAAAGAAACGUAAAGUCCGAAAGAAACUCAACGUCUACCGCCAACUAUUCAACGUUCGGCCGGUGAUAUAUACUACUUAUAUAUGUCAACAUCAGUAGCACAUACCACAUGACUUCGAGACAGUACAACGUCUUAUCAUAGUUUAAAUUAACUUUAAUUGUAAUUGUAUUAAAAUACUAAACAUUUUAAAAGCUACCAAUAACCAACGAUUCGAUCAUCCAGUGCAUUUUAACUAAUAUCUUUGUGAUACUCACCAGUUCCCUUUUAAGUUAUGUAUGAAAUAAAAUAUUUUUUGAGCAUCUGAUGUUUUAUUUUAUCAGUUUUACUACUGAGGACUAUCUGAAAUUGCCCAUUUGAGUCAGCAUUAAGCUACAAAUAUGUCAAAGUAUCAAAUCAUUCAAACAAUUUUGAGUCCAAGAGGAAUGAAUUCUAUCGUUUAACGUGGUCUAAUGUUUCAUGGUGUAAGUUUCUUACACAAUAUUAUAUGCCAAGCAACAAGAGUUUGGGGUAUAUGUAUGUUUAUUCCACCUCUAAUUGUGUUCUCGGCAUUUUUAUGUCUUAAGCAAAACAACUUUCCACAUUGACUAAUUAAAUGGUCCGUACAUUUUUAACUGCAUUUCUGGUGAGUCUUCUUACUGCUUGAACCAGUUCCCUAAGCUCUUCUAAUAACCACAGGAAAAAUGUGAACGACAACCUGGACACGGGAGAAAAGGCGUGAAAUAUGGAAAGGACACUUUACUCCAAGGUCAACAUAUAUACACAAAAUUGAGGGUGUUUGUAACACAUCAGAUGUCCUUGGGCUUCCGAAAGGUUCUGGAACUCUACUGAACAUAGUAACAGGAUAGGUAAUCAUGCAAUCAGAAAUGUGACGCGUAUCUCUUCACUUUCUAGAUGACUUAGGGAUCCUAUAUUUUGACGCCAAUUAUAUCUGAUGAUGUUAUCGAUGGACUCGCCACUUUAGUGGCCCUUUAUCUGACUCCAUUUAGAUCUUGUGAAUGUUUACCAUUAAAAUAUACAUCUCAUAUACCCUCGUAUAUAAUCAUCAGGUUAAAUCGCGUUAGUGAAUAACGGAAUUAAAUAAGUUAAAUAUGAGAAUAGAUUUCGAUUGCAUGUAUUUCAUACAAUCGUUGAUGCAGACAGACGAUUAAAGAAACGAAGCGAAACGAAAUGACACACAGUGGAGAAGGUGAGCGACCCAACCCAAUUUAAUCAAGCGUUACUCAAUAUUUAUAUUCAGACAAAAAUAAAUUACAGACACGCGAUGAAUAGAGUGAGUAUUUAACACACAUACGAUCAUAUAAAAACAGCCAAGGUUAAUAAGCGAAUAAUUGACAAAGGCAAAGUGUGGUUUGAGAAGAAUGAAUAAGUUGGUCUGUCCAGAAGCUAGAAUAACUUAUAUGGGCUUGACAUAUAAUCAGCCACUAGAUUGUAUCUGAGAUACAUCUUCUUAACACUGUUUGGAUAAAAUGUAUCCUGACGUUUUCACAGCCCCUUUGGGCGUUUUCCGAGAAAUAUUCUAGAUCACCCCAACAAUUUCCUUUUGUUGAAAACAACAUCCUUAUAGUACAUCCGUAGGGUUCAGUUUAAAUUCUGAAAUCUAAGAUGAUAAAAUCAUCUUAUAUGUUAUGGGUUAAGAAUUUUUCUUCUGUUAAAAGUUAUGUAUGUACUCUUUAAAAGAAUCAAUUUGCAUA